CGGAGUUUACUGUUUUUUGACACAGGCAAUAAGAUUGUGGGAUUUUACUAACAUUGCUUGUCUUUUGAGGAACCAGUCGCCUUUACUGUUUCUGUUCAAAUGCGUUUUCCACCUUUGUUCCAACACGACGUCAAAACAAGCUUGUCUUGCUUUACAGGAUGUAAUCACUGAGGUUGUGCCGCCGGAUUCAUUACACAGUGUACUAGAGACGUACCCCCUGAUUUUAUGGAGCAAAUAUCACACUGUCUAAAGUCCUCCGAAGGUCAAAGCGGAAAGGAUGGGAUAUCUGAAGGUCCAGAUGAAGCACAUAGUGAUUCAGGGGACAGCAUCUUCAUCACUCAGUUACCUGUACCAGCGGCUGUGCGAAGAAAGAGACAAAGGGCCCAAGACUCUCAAUCAGAGUUCAGUUCUUCUGGAGGUACAGCUUUUUAUGAAGAUGAAACAUCGCCAUCUAAUUCUAAUACAGAACACAGUUCAUACAAACAGAAGAAGAAGAAGAAGGAAAAGAAGAGGCCACCCACAUACAGAUUCUCUUUUCUCAACAAGACAGAGGGCCAGGGUAGCGUGGCCCUGACGCCCCUGCAGAACAAAAGGCUGCAUAAUUACGCCAUGAGAGGGUUUUUUAAUUGUGUUGAGCUGUUGGAGAGAGAGAGGAGAGGAGAAAAUCAGAUGUCGUCUUUGCCAACAGUUGACAUGGACAGGGAUUGCAUAACCCCAAUUUCAGAGGAAGAAGAUAAAGAAGACCGUUUGGAGGACGGAGACUUCAAAAUUGUGGGAAGGAAACAGUUUGCGGUGCCGUUAAAACCCAAGAUAUCGCGACGUUCCUGCAAUCCAAGGAAUAAUGAAGGACGACAGCAGACAAGUACAUCAAGUACUGCUGGAUGGGCGUCAAAAGAGAAACAACGGAGCACGAUAUGGAAAGUCCGGAGGAUUACACUGUCUUCAGAUAGUGAGAGCUCUGAUGAUGGAGAGGUCCUGGCUCCAACCGGAACGCCACGGAAAAAGAAAUUUCUUAAAAUAGGAAAGAAAAAUAUAAAUUUUAAUGAAAAAGAAAAAGCAGAUGAGGUGGGUAGCGACAGUGAUCCUACACUUUGUGGCUCAAGUCUGGAUGAAUACAUGGAAAAGGUCAAAGAAGCAGCUGUGGCUGAGCCUCAUGCUGAUAUUUCCCAGAGGGGGGACGCAGAGUGUGAACCCGAGAGGCCAAAUCUCCCCCGAGGUGAUGCUAAUAACGGUGCUCUGUGCAGUCAAACAAGGGUGAAGAAAAAGGGCAAAAAAGACUAUGAAAGCGUUUUAGAAGGAAGUCCAGGAGAGGCAGAGGGGCAGCGGGCGGCCCCGUCUGUGAAAGCAGCAGUCGCAGAGGGAGAUGAAGCUCCCCGUGUGUCGCAGGCUGCCGAUGAGCUGGAGUCACAACGGAAGGAAAAGAGCGUGGAGGUGGAUGCUGCAGUUAGCCUUAAUGAGGAGAAGAAGAACAAGAAGAAGAAGAAGAAGAAGAAGAAGGAAAAAAAUAUGAAUGACAAUGUGGAUAUAGAGACUGGGAUGGCCAAUGAACCUCAAUAUAAUGAUGGCAAAUCAUUUAAUAAGACUACAGAUCUACCCCAGCCAACAACAGGGCACGUUGAGGAUCUGGAGGAUUGUUUGGAAAACCCUGAAACUGCUCUGGAAACAUUAGAAUUUACCUCUGUUAAAAGAAAAAAGCCCAAAAAGAAAAAGAAACGCUCAAGUUUUAAAGACAAUACUGAAGUUGGAGAAGAUAUUUGUGUAGAUGUGGACUGUUCUAGCGAUGUUAUAACUGUGACAGGAAGUACGGACUUGUUAGCUAAAAAACAGAGCAUCUCUGAGAGGGUGCACGUCUCAUAUACUCCAGGAGAAGAUGAAACUGUUGAUAAUACACCCAAAAAGACUGAGGCCCUCGAGGAGCAAGAUGCUGAUCUGGCAACUGAGAAGAAGAAGAAGAAGAAGAAAAAGAAAAAAAAGAAAAUGAAGGAAUUGUCCGACACGACUGUGUCAGAAGCCACUGCUUCACAAAGUGAUUGUUUGGCGUCUGCACAGAAAAAGUAUAAGAGGAAGACCUCUUCCUUCCUUGUUGCUGAUGAAGAGGAAAAAGCCGGUCAGACACAUGGAGAUAAACACGUUUGUCACGGCGAUGGUGCAGAAACGCCUGACGUCAGCAUCAGUCAUUUAACAACCACAUCAACAGACGUGGCAGCAGGUCUGGAGGAAAGUGGGCUGCAGAAAAAGAAGAGGUCAGCUGUAUGGGACAGUGUGGAAAGAGAGACAGAUUUUGAGGAACCACAGAAAACAAGUCCAGGGGCUCUACCUGAACCGGGGAUCGUGGAAAAAAAGAAACACAAGAGAAAUAAAAGGAAGAAGGAGAAGAAAAAACAGAAAGCUGCCCCUGAAGACACCAAAUCAGAAGAUUCCACACUGAAUACCUGUAGUUCACUUUCACCCAAGAAAAAGCGCAAACAUGGUCGCAGCUCUGAAACUUUAAUUGAUAGCAUUUUAUCUGAAGGCCAAGCGACCGCAGAAACUCUGUUUGAACACACUUUACCGUCUUCAAGUACGUUGGGAUUAGGUGAUGCGAGAGUCAAGAAGAAGAAGGAAAGCGGGGACGAUGGUGAUGAACAUUUAGCUCCACUGAAAUCCCUCACAGACACUACUGAUACAGUGGUCUAUGAAACCAAAAAAGAAAAAAGGAAAAAGCAAGGAGCUGAUUGCAGUUUCAUCUCUGCCGGACCAGACACACCUGUUACUCAAGUUGAAACAUCCUCUUCACACACUGUCAGGAAAAACAAGGUUAAAAAAGCCAAGAGGGCGCUUUAUAAUCCAAGUGAGGAGCUCUUCUCAGACUAGUAACAAGCUGAUGAUCGGAUGUGAUCAGAGCUUUCACUAUAUUUGUAAACUCAUUUUUACCUUGCAGUCUUGAAGUGAUGUUUUUUUUUUUUUUUUAAAUAUGUACCUUACAACAAAAUAUUUUUAUGACUAUUGCUCUCUAUUGGUUUUUAGAAGAAUUUACAGAGUAAUUUGCCGUAAUUGCAUUUGUAUUUUUAUAUUUAAAACAUAUUUUUGGACCAAAAAAUGUAAAAAAAAUAAUGUCAAAAGUGUGGAUUGAAACUUUGUGUCUAGUGCUGAAGGAGGACAUUUGCUGCUACG
Messenger RNA from Cololabis saira (Pacific saury), 3153 nucleotides. RefSeq names its product nucleolar protein dao-5-like. The coding region runs from base 226 to 2853 and encodes 875 amino acids. NCBI's taxonomy places the organism in Eukaryota, Metazoa, Chordata, Actinopteri, Beloniformes, Belonidae. The record is from RefSeq and is a predicted model, not a curated record. The transcript is spliced from 5 exons.